UUUACAAUUGCAAUCUCUAUUGUUCAUUCAUUCUGUAUAUUCAUUGUUUUAGCCUUGUUAUUCCUCAAUAAGUCGUAUUUGUUUUGUAAAAUAUAUUCCGUCUCCAAUAAUGCAUGCCCUAUUUUUAGAACUGAAUUGACUUCAGAAUUAUAAAUGAACCGCAGUUAUUAUUAAUAACUAUUUCACCGUUUCUUGCUGACUUUUAAGUAGUGCCCCAUAAAUCAUUUCAUAGUAUUACGUGUACACACUCCCUUACUCCAAGGACUACUGUCUGUACCACUAUUGUAGUUAUGAAUUCAACGCCAUGCUCUCUUGUCCCCAGAGGGCACAGCGCUUCCUGUUGCUUGGGGGGCGCUAAUUGCGCCAUUGGCAUUCCGUAAAGGGCAGCCGGAAGCUGAGGCAGCACCAGACGGAAAUUGUUUAAAUGAGCCUUUGUAAUCAUAAUGCAACAGGGACCCUUGUGAACUCCUGUCGUCUGAGUUUAGGAUUACGCCACUUCCAUUCAGAAUGUAUUUCUCUCUUCCAUCUCUACUCCUGCCCUUCAGGAAUUAGGGUUGUUUAGCAAAUAUUCCAUCUGGUUCGGGUCAUUUCCUCUCUCUUAAAUACUGAUAAAUAAGUAGUAACUUUUGACAUGUACAUUGAGUAUACAAAAUAUUAAGAACACCUCUUUCCAUGACAGACUGACCAGGUGGAAGCUAUGAUCCCUUAUUGAUGUCACUUGUUAAAUCCACUUGAAUCAGUGUAGAUGAAGGGGGAGGAGAAAGGUUAAAGAAGGAUUUUUAAGCCUUGAGACAAUUGAGAAAUGGACUGUAUGUGUGCCAUUCAGAGGGUGAAUGGGCAAGACAAAAUAUUUAAGUGCUUUUGAAAGGGGUAUUGUAGCAUGUUUUUGUUUUUUUAGUAGUAUGCUAUGUUUUUUUCAACUGUCCAGUGAUGUUUCACAAAAGUUCUGAACAUUUCUAUUCUCAGUUUUUACAGCUUGGACUAGCUUGGAAAGACAGUACCGUGCAGUAUCGAAGAGCCCUCACUGCUGCUCGAUCAUCCUACUUUUCCAACUUAAUUGAGGAAAAUAAGAACAAUCCUAAAUGUAUUUUUGAUACUGUUGCAAAGCUAACUAAAAAGCAGCAUUCCCCAAGAGAGGAUGGCUUUCACUUCAGCAGUAAUAAAUUCAUGAACUUCUUUGAGGAAAAGAUCAUGACCAUUAGAAAGCAAAUUACAGACUCCUCUUUAAAUAUGCGUAUUCCUCCAGGGCUUAGCUGUCCUGGAUCUGCACAGCUCUGCCAGGGCCGGGGAUUGGGAGAGACACUUAAGUGUUUUAGUACUAUAUCUCUUGACACAAUGAUGAAAAUAAUCAUGGCCUCUAAACCUUCAAGCUGCAUACUGGACCUUAUUCCAACUAAACUACUGAAAGAGCCACUUCCUGUGCUUGGCCUCCUAUGUUGAACAUAAUAAACGGCUCUCUAUCCACCGGAUGUGUACCAAACUCACUAAAAGUGGCAGUAAUAUAGCCUCUUGAAAAAGCCAAACCUUGACCCAGAAGAUAUAAAAAACGAAUCGGCCUAUAUCGAAUCUUCCAUUCCUCUCAAAAAUUUUAGAAAAAGCUGUAGCACAGCAACUCACUGCCUUCCUGAAGACAAACAAUGUAUACGAAAUGCUUCAGUCUGGUUUUAGACCCCAUCAUAGCACUGAGACUGCACUUGUGAAGGUGGUAAAUUACCUUUUAAUGGCGUCAGACCGAGGCUCUGCAUCUGUCCUCGUGCUACUAGACCUUAAUGCUGCCUUUGACACCAUCGAUCACCACAUUCUUUUGGAGAGACUGGAAACCCAAAUUGGCCUACACGGACAAGUUCUGGCCUGGUUUAGAUCUUAUCUGUCGGAAAGAUAUAUAUAUAUAUUUUUUUUUUCACCUUUAUUUAACCAGGUAGGCUAGUUGAGAACAAGUUCUCAUUUGCAACUGCGACCUGGCCAAGAUAAAGCAUAGCAGUGUGAACAGACAACAACACAUGGAGUAAACAAUAAACAAGUCAAUAACAUGGUAGAAAAAAAAGAGAAUCUAUAUACAAUGUGUGCAAAAGGCAUGAGGUAGGCAAUAAAUCGAGUAAUUACAAUUUAGCAGAUUAACACUGGAGUGAUAUCAGUUUGUCUCUGAAUGGUUUGUCCUCUGACAAAUCAACUGUACAUUUCGGUGUUCCUCAAGGUUCCGUUUUAGGACCACUGUUGUUUUCACUAUAUAUUUUACCUCUUGGGGGUGUUAUUCGAAAACAUAAUGUUAACUUUCACUGCUAUGCGAAUGACACACAGCUGUACAUUUCAAUGAAACAUGGUGAAGCCCCAAAAUUGCCCUCGCUAGAAGCCUGUGUUUCAGACAUAAGGAAGUGGAUGGCUGAAAACUUUCUACUUUUAAACUCGGACAAAACAGAGAUGCUCAACUCUUCAGUGGGUCAUAUGAUUGAGUAUAGUCUGGCCCAGGAGUGUGAAGGUGAACGGAAAGGCUCUGGAGCAACGAACCGCCCUUGCUGUCUCUGCCUGGCCGGUUCCCCUCUCUCCACUGGGAUUCUCUGCCUCUAACCCUAUUACAGGGGUUGAGUCACUGGCUUACUGGUGCUCUUUCAUGCCGUCCCUAGGAGGGGUGCGUCACUUGAGUGGGUUGAGUUACUGACGUGAUCUUCCUGUCUGGGUUGGCGCCCCCCCUUGGUUUGUGCUGUGGUGGAGAUCUUUGUGGGCUAUACUCGGCCUUGUCUCAGGAUUGUAAGUUGGUGGUUGAAGAUAUCCCUCUAGUGGUGCGGGGGCUGUGCUUUGUUAAAGUGGGUGGGGUUAUAUCCUUCCUGUUUGGCCCUGUCCGGGGGUAUCAUCGGAUGGGGCCACAGUGUCUCCUGACCCCUCCUGUCUCAGCCUCCAGUAUUUAUGCUGCAGUAGUUUGUGUCGGGGGGCUAGGGUCAGUUGGUUAUAUCUGGAGUACUUCUCCUGUCUUAUCCAGUGUCCUGUGUGAAUUUAAGUAUGCUCCCUCUAAUUCUCUCCUUCUCUCUUUCUUUCUCUCUCUCGGAGAACCUGAGCCUUAGGAUCAUACGUCAGGACUACCGGGCAUGAUGACUCCUUGCUGUCCCCAGUCCACCUGGCCUUGCUGCUAUUCCAGUUUCAACUGUUCUGCCUGCGGUUAUGGAACCCCUACCUGUCCCAGACCUGCUGUUUUCAACUUUUAAUGAUCGGCUAUGAAAAGCCAACUGACAUUUAUUCCUGAUUACUAUUAGACCAUGCUUGUCACCUAUGAACAUUUUGAACAUCUUGGCCAUGUUCUGUUAUUAUCUCCACCCGGCACAGCCAGAAGAGGACUGGCCACCCCUCAUAGCCUGGUUCCUCUCUAGGUUUCUUCCUAGGUUUUGGCCUUUCUAGGGAGUUUUUCCUAGCCACCGUGCUUCUACACCUGCAUUGCUUGCUGUUUGGGGUUUUAGGCUGGGUUUCUGUACAGCACUUCGAGAUAUUAGCUGAUGUACGAAGGGCUAUAUAAAAUAAACUUGAUUUGAUAGAUUGUAAAUGAAAGAAAACAAUUUUCUAAAAGUAUUAUUAUAUUAUUGAUCGAUUUGACCGACUUCAAAUCACUAUUUGCAGAGUUAGUUCCAGGUAAAUGAUACAAUUCUUCAGCCAUUCCUGGAGCAGUGACAAAAAAACAGCUACAUAUGGACCAAAACAAAAUAUAUAAUGCGUCUCUCUUCACAGCAAAAUCUGCAGAGCUUGGAUACAGUUGAAGUCGGAAGAUGAUAAACACUUUAGGCAAAUACAUUUAAACUCAGUUUUUCACAAUUCCUGACAUUUAAUCCCAGUAAAAAAUCCCUGUUUUAGGUCAGUUAGGAUCACCGCUUUAUUUUAAGAAUGUGAAAUGUCAGAAUAAUAGUAGAGAGUGAUUUAUUUCAGCUUUUAUUUCUUUCAUCACAUUCCCAGUGGGUCAGAAGUUUACAUACACUCAAUUAGAAGUAUGUACACAAAAUAAAUAAAAUAAAACACUAAUAAACAUAUUGAUUACAAAAGUAUCCACACCCCUGAAUCAAUACAUGUCAGAAUCACCUUGACAGCAUUUACAGCUGUGAGUCUUUCUGUGUAAGUCUCUAAGAGCUUUGCACACCUGGAUUGUACAAUAUUUGCACAUGAUUCAUUUUAGAAUUCUUUAAGCUCUGUCAUGUUGGUUGUUGAUCAUUGCUAAACAGACAUUGUCAAGUCUUGUCAUAGAUUUUCAAGCUGAUUUAAGUCAAAACUGUAACUAGGCAACUCAGGAACAAUCAAUGUCAUCUUGGUGUAUAUUUGGCCUUGUGUUUUAGGUGAUUUUCCAAGUGAAAGGUGAACUUGUCUCCCAGUGUCUGUUGGAAAGCAUACAACCAGGUUUUCUUCUAUUUUUUUGCCUGUGCUUAGCUCUAUUCCGUUUCUUUCUAUCCUAAAAAAACUCCAUUGUCCUUGCCAAUGACAAGCAUACCCAUAACAUGAUGCAGCCACCACCAUGCUUGAAAAUUUGAGUGUCGUGUUGGAUUUGCCCCAAACAUAACGCUUUGUAUUCAGGACAUAAAGUUAAUUUCUUUGCCACAUUUUUAACAGUUUUACUUUAGUGCCUUAUUGCAAACAGGUUUGAUGUUUUGGAAUAUUUUUUUAAUCGUCUACAGGCUUCCUUUUCAAUCUGUAAUUUAUGUUAGUAUUGGUGAGUAAUUACAAUGUUUUUGAUCUAUCCUCAAUUUUCUCCGAUCACAGCUGUAGUAUCUGGGAUCUACAUCUGUUUAUAUUAGUUACUAUGCUGUUACUAAGCAGUGAUGUAUUACGACAGUGUUACGUUAUUACACCUAAUAGGAAAUGCACAUGCGCACUAGUGUGCCCGGGAACUGUAGAGCACGAGAGGUUUUGACUAAACGAAAACGAACUGUACUCCCGUCUCCUGCCUGGUCAUUUCUCCACAACACAAAUAUUACAGUGGCGACGAGGGGAUUAAACUUCUUUAACGGACAUUGCUUGAAGGGAAGAAUGUUGCGUGAGUAAUGAAACUCAAAAUAAUUAUGUAAUUCGUCAGUUAUUUUUUUAUUUUCUUUCGCCAGUAAAAAAAAAAGGCUAAGCACUGCUAGCAGGUACAGUGUUCAGGAGCUGCCAAGUAGCAUUACUAUUGGAGUCCAGAAUAGCGACACUGCCCUCUGGUGGUAAAAAAAAAAAAACUGUCAUUGAACCCAUUGAAAUUUGGCGAUCUCAGUGGAGAAAUAUUGUCAAGAAGAGAAAAAAAAGGAAGAAGGAACGUAACAUUAUUACAAAUGAGUGCAGUGAACGAAGAAAUUGCAGAAACUUCUGAAGUGAAGAAUUAGAUGAAAAUUAAGGAAUACAAGGAAUAAGGAAACUGAACAAUUAACUGUGAAAAUGGCAACCAUUGGUCGAGUACCAGAGUUUGAGGCUACAAAAGAGGAUUUUGAUUCCUAUUUGGAGCGUUUUGAGCGUUGGCUGGCUGCAACUGAAAUCAAAGAUGAAAAGAAAGCAGACGUAUUUCUCAGUGUUUUGGGUCCAACUGAGUAUGGAUUGCUGAAAGGUCUCAUUGAACCAAUAAAAGCAGUGGAGUUGAACUAUGCAGAACUGACUGAAACUCUUUCAAGGCAUUUCAAGACUAAGCCAAUUCUCAUUGCAGAACGUUUCAGAUUUUACCAACGUCACCAGAGUCAAGGGGAAACCGUGGCUGACUACAUCCUUGCUUUGAAAAGGCUGGCAAGUACAUGUGAGUUUGCACUAUUUCUUGAUGAUGCUCUUCGAGACAAGUUUGUAUGUGGUCUCACAGGUGAAGCAUAUCACAGAAGGCUUCUAUCAGAGAAGGACCUGACCUUUCGGAAAGCCUGUGAUAUUGCACUUGGACUCGAGCUUGCCCACAGGGAUACUAUUGAGCUAUCGGGAUAUGCAGAACGUCAGAAAGGUGAUCACAAGGUCAGUGAUGCACGUGGUGAAAAAGGCUCACAAAAGUCACACUUUUCUCAGUCCCGUCCUCAAGGUUACACAAGAACAAAGCAGCCCACAUCUCAAAGGUCUAAGCCAAGUUGCUACAGAUGUGGGGGAGAUAAUCAUCAGCACGGUGAAUGUCGAUUCCAAAAUGUAAAGUGCCACAAUUGUGGAAAGGUUGGACAUUUACAGAAAGUGUGUAAAGCCUCAAAACGCACAGCAAGAGCGCACAAAGUGUCAGACGCAGCACAAGAAGAGGAAGGUACAAGUGAAACAGUAUUGGAACUGUUCACAGUGUACACAGCUCAACAACAAAAAGAUGGAAUCUAUCUCAACAUGGAGUUAGCGGGAAAACCGGUAAAAAUGCAGCUGGACACCAGAGCGUCUGUAUCUCUGGUUCCAGAGAGACUCUACAAAGAAAAACUGAAAGAGUGCCCUCUUCAGCCAGCGUCCAUCUGCCUUUCUUCAUACACUGGUGACACUAUUCCUGUGUUAGGGCAGAUCCAGGUACCAGUCCGGUAUGAGGGGAAGGAGUGGACACUACCGCUUGUCAUUGUUAAAGGAGAAAAAUCAGCCUUGCUAGGCAGAAACUGGCUACAAAAGAUCAACUUGAACUGGGGAGAAAUCUUCAGUCUGAGAAAGGAUAAACCAGUGAGGCAGGCUACACUCACUAACAUGCUGGAGAAGCACAAAGAACUUUUCAAAGAUGGCUACGGCGAAAUACAAGACUUCACAGCAAAAGUCAGAGUGCAAGAAGGAACCAAGCCUAUCUUUCACAAACCACGUCCAGUUCCCUAUGCUCUUAAGGAAGCAGUAGAGAAGGAACUGGACCGCCUACAGAAGAAUAACAUAAUCACGAAAGUAGCGAGGAGCAACUGGGCCGCUCCGAUUGUUGUAGUCCCAAAGAAAGACAAGACCGUCAGAAUGUGCGGUGACUACAAGGUCACAGUAAACCGCUGCAUACUACCAGAGGAAUAUCCACUACCAAACGCUGAAGAUCUGUUUGCCACUCUAGCUGGUGGGAAGGUUUUCAGUAAGCUGGACCUGGCAUUCGCUUAUCAGCAACUGAAGCUGGAUCCCGAGUCAGAACAGUAUCUGACCAUCAAUACACACAAGGGGCUAUUCAGAUUCAAUCGCUUAGCCUACGGAAUCUCGACAGCUCCAGCGAUAUUCCAACACACAAUGGAUCAGAUCUUGGACGGUAUAGACAACGUUGUGUGCUUCAUGGACGACAUCCUCGUGUCAGCACCAACCAUUGGAGAGCACCUUAUAUCUCAGAGCUGAGGUCAUUUUUGGGGCUCCUGAACUGUUACGGAAAGUUUGUGGCAAACUUGUCCACAUUGUUGCAUCCGCUUCACCAACUGCUGCAGGCCGAUACAAAGUGGAAUUGGUCCCCACAAUGCGAAGAAGCAUUCAAGACUUGCAAACAGCGUCUGCUAAAGAGCAAGUGGCUUGCCCACUACAACACAGAGAUGAAGCUGAGACUCGCGUGUGAUGCAUCUCCAUACGGAGUAGGAGCCGUCAUCUCACAUGUUCUAUCGUCAGGUGAAGAACACCCUAUUGCAUUUGCAUCACGGACUCUGUCACCAAGUGAGAAAAAUUAUGCUCAAAUUGAGAAGGAAGCCCUGAGCAUAAUAUUCGGAGUGAAUAAGUUUUACAAAUACCUGUACGGAAGGAAGUUCCAACUGCUGACAGAUCACAAGCCACUGUUGGCCAUCCUUGGACCAAAAUCAGCUAAACCAACCCUUGCUGCACUUCGAAUGCAACGUUGGGCUCUGAUAUUGUUAGCCUACGACUACGAGAUUGAGUACAGACGAUCCAGUGAUCACGCAAAUGCAGAUGCACUAUCAAGACUACCAUGCAAUAGUGACUCCGACAGUGAAGAUGAUAGAGCAGUCUUCCAGAUCUCUCUCAUUGACGAACUGCCCAUAUCUGCUUCAGACAUAGCAGAGGAAACAAGGAAAGAUCCAGUGCUUUCCAAAGUCUUGGACUUAACAUUAGGAGGUUGGCCAAACUUCGUAAAUGACGAUAACCUUCGUCCAUUCAUCGACAAGAAAGACCAGUUGUCCACUGAUCAAGGAUGUGUUCUGUGGGGAUCAAGGGUGGUGGUACCUCACAAAUUCCAGAGGAGACUACUAUCUGACCUGCAUGAGGGACAUCCAGGGAUCACUCGAAUGAAAGCACUCGCUCGCAGUUAUCUGUGGUGGCCUGGACUGGAUCAGGACAUUCAACAGCAUGUAGGCCACUGCUCACCUUGUGAAGCUGUUUGCAACAAGACUGCUGCUGCACCUCUUCAUCCAUGGUCCUGGGCUGCUACACCUUGGGAACGCAUCCAUGUGGAUUACGCCGAGAUUGACAAGCAACAUUUCCUUGUUGUCGUUGAUGUCCAUUCCAAGUGGAUGGAAGUGUUCCCUACUCAACUGACCACAGCUGAGAAGACCAUCAAUCUUCUCAGACACCUGUUCGCAUCCUUUGGACUAGUCAAGGAGCUCGUAUCGGACAAUGGCCCUCCUUUCACGUCAAACGAUUUUGAAAUGUUUCUCAAGAACAAUGGAGUAAGGCACAUCCUGUCACCACCUUACCAUCCGGCAUCAAAUGGAGCAGCGGAGAGAGCCGUGCAAACCUUUAAGAAGGCCUGGACUAGACUCGAGGUUCAGUCUGUGCCCACCCAACAAAGGCUUCCCCGGUUCCUGUUUACUUACCGCAACACACCACACACAGUAACGGAAUGUACACCAGCUGAACUGUUUCUGAGACGCCAACCACGUACCCGCCUGACAUUGUUGAAACCAGACUUGUCAAGCACUGUGGCAAAGCACCAGCUACAGCAGAAGAAAGCUCAUGACAGACACUCAAAGACUGUCAGAGAAUUCAAAGAAGGAGAGAGGUUGAUGGUACGUGAUUUCAGACAUUUCAAGAGCCUGUGGAACUCAGGUGUGAUCUUGCAACGCAAAGGACCUUUGACUUACCAAGUCCAAAUUGGUCAUCGCCAGGUCAACGUUCAUGUGGAUCAUCUGCUACGGUCCAACGCCCCAGCAGAGACACGCUGAGAGAACAAUAACGACCCCCAGGACUAUUCUCCUGACUGUGGACGUACGGGAGAGACGGAGCCUGACCUUCCACCCGAACCUGGCCCACUACCGGAAGCCCAGGAGGAGCGGAGAUAUCCUAUUCGACAGCGAAGGGCACCUCAAAAGCUUGACCUGUGAGUUGAGCUGUUUAAGGUAACAGAUAGUAAAACAAACAAACACUUUAAUAUGUCCUAGAUAAAAGGAAAGAAAAACGACAUUACCUGGGUUAGUUAUUAGGACACAAACUCCAUCUUCGGGGCAGAAUAAUCCCCUGGAUUUGUGCUGGGCUCUGAAAAGUCUGCUUCAACCCAGUAGUUGAAAAAUGUUAAGAAUGCAUUGUUCAGAUAUUGCAUUAGUAGUUCCCUAACAUAUUUACCUUGUUCUCUGGGAGUUAGAAACUAUGGGGGAGGAGUGUAGUGUCUGGGAUCUACAUCUGUUUAUAUUAGUUACUAUGCUGUUACUAAGCAGUGAUGUAUUACGACAGUGUUACGUUACUACACCUAAUAGGAAAUGCACAUGCGCACUAGUGUGCCCGGGAGAAUUGUAGAGCACGAGGAGGUUUUGACUAAAGGAAAACUAACUGUA
Molecule: messenger RNA, 9596 nt
Organism: Salvelinus fontinalis (brook trout)
Lineage: Eukaryota; Metazoa; Chordata; Actinopteri; Salmoniformes; Salmonidae
Exons: 1
Coding region: 5377-7224 (615 amino acids)
Molecular function (GO): zinc ion binding; nucleic acid binding
Source: RefSeq, a predicted model, not a curated record